UCAAAACCACUUCCCCCUCUUUUCCAUUUUAGUCUUUCCUGUAAAAAACACACACACAAACACUUUCUCUCUCUCCCCCCACACAACGCGUUCCAGAUCGAGGACCAAAUCCUAAUCCAUCCAUGGCGCCGCGCGAGGAGAAUGUCUACAUGGCCAAGCUGGCCGAGCAGGCAGAGCGCUACGAGGAGAUGGUGGAGUACAUGGAGAAGGUCUCCGCCUCCCUCGAGGACAAGGAGGAGCUCUCCGUCGAGGAGCGCAACCUCCUCUCCGUCGCCUAUAAGAACGUCAUCGGCGCUCGCCGCGCCUCCUGGCGGAUCAUCUCCUCCAUCGAGCAGAAGGAGGAGUCCCGAGGCAAUGAGGACCACGUCUCCACCAUCAAGGACUACAGAUCUAAGAUCGAGGCCGAGCUCUCCAAAAUCUGUGAGGGAAUCCUCAAGCUGCUCGACGAUCGCCUCAUUCCGUCCGCCGGAAACGGCGAUUCGAAGGUUUUCUAACUGAAGAUGAAAGGCGAUUACCAUAGAUAUCUGGCUGAGUUUAAGACUGCUGAUGAGAGGAAAGACGCUGCUGAGAGCACUCUCAACGCUUACAAGGCUGCUCAGGACAUUGCUAACACAGAGCUUGCUCCUACACAUCCAAUUCGAUUGGGAUUGGCACUGAACUUCUCUGUUUUCUACUAUGAGAUCUUGAACUCUCCUGACCGUGCUUGUAACCUUGCCAAACAGGCAUUUGACGAGGCCAUUGCUGAGUUGGAUACCCUUGGCGAGGAGUCCUACAAAGAUAGCACUUUGAUCAUGCAACUUCUUCGAGACAACCUCACCUUGUGGACCUCUGACAUGCAGGAUGAUGGAGCCGAUGAUAUUAAGGAAGCUCCUAAACCUGAGGAAGCAGCAGCUCCACAAUGAGGAUGAGAGUCUUCACUCCUAUUUUUUUUUCUUCUAUUUAAUCCUCUGUUUUAAAGCCUGGCAUAUUUUUGGGUCUUCAUGUUAUCACUACUGAAUGGUGCUAUAUGUUCGCCUACUCUCUACUUGUGCCAAGUUCUUUGUUUCGACUUUUAAACAAAUACUUAUCCGACGUCAUAUUUUGCAGGAGGCUAUAUCAAAUUGGCUUAUUUCUUGCAGAAUUAUGUUAUGUCCUGCAAUGUGAAAUAAAGACUAAAGGCCCAUUUCAGUCCUUAA
This is a messenger RNA of Salvia splendens (bonfire salvia), 1175 nucleotides long. Its product is annotated as 14-3-3-like protein C. NCBI's taxonomy places the organism in Eukaryota, Viridiplantae, Streptophyta, Magnoliopsida, Lamiales, Lamiaceae. The coding region runs from base 501 to 902 and encodes 133 amino acids. The record is from RefSeq and is a predicted model, not a curated record. The transcript has 4 exons.